Molecule: messenger RNA, 1182 nt
Organism: Lottia gigantea (owl limpet)
Lineage: Eukaryota; Metazoa; Mollusca; Gastropoda; Lottiidae
Exons: 8
Coding region: 1-1182 (393 amino acids)
Biological process (GO): cell-cell adhesion
Cellular component (GO): cell-cell junction
Molecular function (GO): cell adhesion molecule binding
Source: RefSeq, a predicted model, not a curated record
AUGGAGUUUAAAUAUAUAUUGAUACUAAUAGUUAUAGUUUAUUUACCAGUACUAAUUACAGGUCAAUAUACUAUAAGAGGAGUUUCUGAAAGUUAUGCAGUGUUAGGUGAAAAUUAUAGAUUAGAAUGUGAUAUUACAGAUUCACCUGGCAUUGUAGAUUUUCGUAGAAAUAAGAUUGCUUUAGGUACUAUAUUGUCUCAAAGCUGUCUGGGUGGAAUUAAUGAUAGAUAUACAUAUGGAUGUAUAAAUAAUAACAACAAACAACUAUAUCUCAAUAUAAGUAAUAUAAAUAAACAAGAUGAUACAACAUGGUCUUGUAGAGGUAAUUCUGGUGGACAAGGAUCAACUACUAUACUAGUUUAUUAUCCACCUGAUAUAACCAGUAUAACAUCCGAUGCUGUAAAUUACACAGCUGAUGAUGGUUCUGAUGUUAUAUUUAACUGUAAUGUUGAUAGUAAACCAGUAUCUACUAUAACCUGGUCAUCUUCUACUAGUACUGACACUAACACUGGUCAACAGUGGACAUUACCUCAAGCUAAAUGUCAGGAUACAGGAAUCUAUACAUGUACAGCUAAUAAUGGUAUUGGUCAAUCAACUACUAAAUCCUUAUCAUUAGAUAUUAGAUGUUCACCAAGAAUUAAUGGUGAUUUAAAGGAUGAAGUAAUAAAUAGACUAGGUGAAAAAGUAACAUUAAUUAUUGAUGUUAUAGCCUAUCCUAAACCUAGUUUUAAAUGGAUACAAGAAUCAACAGGACAAGAAUUAACACCAGAUACAACUCAACAAGUAGCUACCAAUAAUUAUAUUUCAAGUUUAACAUUCACAAUACAACAAUCAUCAUUUGGUAAUUACACUGUUACUGUUAAUAAUGGUAAAGGUUGUGAUAAAAGUUACACUAUAAAAAUUAUUGAUGGAGAUCCUGGAACAAAACCGGUUUCUGUUGAACAAUCUGGAUAUCAGAAAGGUUUAAGCACUGGUAUUGGAAUUGGUAUUGGUAUUGGAAUAUAUCUUGUUUGUGUAUUUCUGGUUUUACUGACAAUAUUUAUAUAUAGAAAAGAUCAUCCAGCCAAUAGGAAAUUACCAGAAGAAAAUUAUGCAACGUUUUCCAAUAGAAAUCCUGAAGGUAGAACAUAUGAAGAUUUAAAUACACAUAUUUCUGGAGAUGCAAAAGAUAUGAAAAUAUGA